UUCCCGCGCUGAAAGGACGCGAGUUAAAAGGAUGCGAGCUGCGGCAUUGCCCGCGCGAUGCCAGCGAUCGUCUGGUGGCUGCGUGGGACGAUCUUUGGACGCCGGCACCAGACUUCCGAGACCGGAUGACUCCGAACGAGACCGUCACCUUAAACAGCGCAAACGCCAACGACGCAGGACUGUACGAGCUCGCGUGCGGCACCGACACCGACAAAGACAUCCAGCCUUUGGUCCACGUGCACGUUUUUCUAAGCACCAAUCGCACGGUGACCGAGGGGGACUCGGUCUCCUUCGAGUCCUACGCAAACACGAGGGGACGCGGGGUCUUCACGGUGGCUCGAAACGAAAAGCCGGUGUUCGAACUAGACUACGGGUCCGGGAAACAGACCCACGGUCCCGGGUUCGAGGACAGGGUAUCCAUCUCCCCCCAGUGGAAGGAUGACUGGAACUUGACGAUGACGCUGAAAGGGGCGACGACUGCAGAUGAAGGCGUUUACUUUUUCUACGUCCGAGACAAAUUGAUAGACACGGUGCCGCUCCAUGCUGCGAGGCUGAAAGUCAACACGCGCGUCCCGGAUCAGACCACCAGCGGCCCGGAUCAGACCACCAGCGGCCCGGAUCAGACCACCAGCGGCCCGGAUCAGACCACCAGCGGCCCGGCCACUCAGAGCGAGAACAACAUCUGGACUGCCGUCCCCAUCACGAGCGCACUUCUGGUGGGGCUGGCGGGGCUGCUGGCGGGGCUGGUGGUGGGGCUGGUGGUGGGUCGCAAGGCCCCCUCUCUGCUCGGACACUUGAAGACGUGCCGCUCCAGGUCCCGCUGCCGCCCAGAUGCGGUCUCACAUCCAGAUGCGGCAGCACAGCUACUGAACGGGAACUCUCGGAUCCCUGAAGCCUCUUUGGAAAGUUCCCACGCAGAGUCCAAAGUCUGAACACGCAACAAAUGUUCUCCUGCUGGAUGUCUGUUACUUCCAAGUAAAUGAUACAUUGUGUCAUUACACCAGUGUUGGGAGGAUUAAAUUAUUUUUUAUUUAUUUAAUAAAAUAAAGAAAUAAAUCUACUCCCUGUUCACAUUCUUUUAGCCUGCAUAGGCUUCAGGAACCUUAUUGCCCAAACAGCCCAGAAUAAAGUGACACGGCCGAUAUUAUUAGGAAUAAAGUCCAUCAAUGUUAACCUUUAUGUUACAAUGGUAGGAGAUUGAGGCAGAAUUGUAUUAUUUUGUACAGUUGUAAAGACCAGAGGUCUCACCUGAAGCCCCAGAUGAGGGGCUUCCUCUUCAACCCCGAGUUAAUGGAGGGACCCUCGCGGGUUAACACUGAUGGUUAUGGCUGCUUUUAUAUCUCAUUGUUUUAUAUAUCUGUAUAGAAUAAAGUGACAAGGCCGAUAUUUCUAGGAAUAAAAUCCGUCAGUGUUAACCUUUCUUACGUUGGGAUAAGAUGAGUGACAUUUCCUUAUUGAUUAAGAGAUAAAAAGUAUUAUGUGGCAUAAAAUCACUUUUUCUUCAGGAAACAGAGCAACUGUACAGAAAAGAUGUCAGACUGAUCACAUUCAUUAGCUUUAAAUAAUACAUUAAUUCUCUUUAAAUAACAAUACUAUUAAAGAAAAUAAUCAUACUGGG
This is a messenger RNA of Gasterosteus aculeatus aculeatus (three-spined stickleback), 1618 nucleotides long. NCBI's taxonomy places the organism in Eukaryota, Metazoa, Chordata, Actinopteri, Perciformes, Gasterosteidae. The record is from RefSeq and is a predicted model, not a curated record.